This is a messenger RNA of Babesia sp. Xinjiang, 1833 nucleotides long. It is a transcript of the gene utp25, whose product is annotated as U3 small nucleolar RNA-associated protein 25. Gene Ontology annotation, biological process: maturation of SSU-rRNA from tricistronic rRNA transcript (SSU-rRNA, 5.8S rRNA, LSU-rRNA). Gene Ontology annotation, molecular function: U3 snoRNA binding; rRNA binding. The record is from RefSeq and is a predicted model, not a curated record. Lineage: Eukaryota; Apicomplexa; Aconoidasida; Piroplasmida; Babesiidae. Bases 1 to 1833 code for a protein of 610 amino acids. Gene Ontology annotation, cellular component: nucleolus; small-subunit processome. The transcript is spliced from 4 exons.
AUGGAAGCCGGAGAAGCGGAUCCCGAGGCUUCGUCAGCUUUCGAGCAACUUCUUCAGGUACUUGGCAAAAAGACUCUAUCUAACAAGCGCCGCAAAUGUAACGAUGUAGAUAAUGCAAUUGAAGAGCUAGAUCAGUUGUUGUCAGCUUCUUUAGCCUCCGAUGCAGGCUCUGAGCCUGAGGAUGUCUCUGGCGAGCCGUGCACAGACAUUCGUGAUGACGCGAUUGAGUCGUUUAAUAUGGGCUACGAGGAUUAUCUCAAAGCUACAGAGCCAUCUUCACCGACCUCGUCGACACCUUUACCGUACUUCAAAAGCUAUAAGUUCAGAUUUAUAACUCCAGUGCUGGAGGAGUUGUUGAAAGCCAAAGUACUUCCCGGUGUGUUGUCUGACGCCACCUCUUUUGGCAUACAUACGUCUCUGCAAAAACGAAUUGCCAAACUCCAUCGCAAGUCCAAUUCAGGCGAGGAGGUGCUUAAGGAUCGCCAUCGCCUCCGAUAUCUGUUCCAUUGCCUGAACAGUUACGUGGACGUAUUCUACGCAGGAUGUAAGGUCGGUGACAUAUCCUCCGUGCGUUUUCUAUACGCAUUACACACGGCAAAUCACAUAUGCAAGAGCGUGAACUCGACUGUCGAGCAGUCUCACGGAUUCACACGCCCACGUGUUUUGUAUAUUUGCGGGCUGAAGUGCAUGGCACGUGACUUCAUCGACCAUCUCAUAACUUUACUAUCAGUAAAAAAGGAGGAUCCUAAGGUGGACAAGUUUUACGAGGAAUACGAUUUACCUGAAGAGGAAGCGUCCGCUCAGGUUUCGAGUUUCCGUAAGACUAAUAAAUCUUUUGACUUUGUAGAGACAUUUUCUGGUAACCAGGAUGAUGCUUUUAAGAUGGGCAUCCGUUAUCAAGGUGGAAUGUUACGACUGUAUACACCGUUUUAUACCAGCGAUGUGAUUGUUGCUUCUCCGUUGGGUCUUAAGAUAAUGUUACAGGAGGACGAUGAAUACGACUUUUUAUCUAGCAUUGAGGUUCUUUUAGUGGAUCGUUUAGAUGUGUUGAAGUUCCAGAACUGGCGUUUUUUCAUUGAUGUUUUUGAAAAGUUGAAUCUGCCCUUGAAGAAGUGGCGCGAUGCCGACCUGAACCGAUUACGCCUUUCAACUGUUGACGGUCAGUGCGAGGUGUACCGCCAGUCAGUGUGUGUUUCAUGUGUUCAGCAUUCUGUUUUCAAUUCAUUUUUCAAGCGUAUGCCCAAUCGUCGUGGUUCCAUUAAGCUUUCGUGCAUCCCACGUAAUGACUUUGUGCUUUUGGGGUCUAAAUUACGUAUCCAACAGUUAUUUGUUAAGGUUUCAGCAUCUAACGUGAAGGAAUCUGAGGGUUCCUUGCUCAACUACUUCCUAAAGAACAUGAUACAUGGUAUCCACGGCGUUGGUAAUGUUUUGGUUGUUCUCGGUGACUACACUCACUUUUUGAGGAUCCAAAAUGACUUGAAAUUGGCCAAUUUUGAAUAUUUGCCAUGCCACGAGUCAAAUUCAGGAAAGCAAAUGGUCUUUGCUCGUCAGCAGUUUCAGGCAGGUAAGGCGCGCGCUAUUAUUACGACAUCACGUUUGCUUUUUUUCAAGCGUUACUUGAUAAAAGGCACUAGCCGCGUAAUUUUCGUCAUACCCCCGGACUACCACGAGCUGUACCGUGAGGCGUUCCGUAUGAUGGAUCUGUCUAAAAAGAACUCUAUUGUGACGCUAUAUACGCGCUUCCACGCCAACCAACUGGAGCCCAUCGUGGGAGCUGAGAAAGUAACUAAGCUGAUUUCUGCAGCUGAUACCAAGGUUACGGAAUUCUACUAG